AUGAAGCACAUGCGCCGUCUCGUCCCUCCCACUCGGGCUCUUCGCCAAAUCCUCCUCACUCCUCAACCUGCCUUUCGUCCUCAAUUCUUCCAACUCACUCCCCGCAUCAAUGAAAUCCCCACUCGAUCCUACAGCCCGACUACUCCUCUCCUCAAAUUCCGCACAAGAGCUACCCCUCGUGCCCUGCCGCAAUACAUCCUCGACGAAGAGAUCGGAGCGCUAUAUGUCCAAAUCGUGAACGAAAACAACAGCCUUGACCCCCCUGUCAGUCUUCGAGAUGCGUUGCGACAAAUCGACCGUUCAAGUCAAACAUUGCAGCAGGUGUCACCGGGUAGUGGGGAUGGAGUGCCGAUUUGCAAGGUUGUAAACAAGUUUGAGCUGCGGGAAUUCGCAAAAGCAAAGGCGAAACCUGUCAAGGAUGGUCUUAAACAGCUAGAACUGAAUUGGGCCAUUGAUGCUCAUGAUCUGGCACAUCGCUUGAAGCAACUCACAACUUUUCUGGAGAAGGGUCGGAAGGUGGAGCUGAUUUUGACGAGAAAGAAGCACAAGCGAUCUCCUACUGUGGAGGAGGUCAAGAAUCUCAUGGACCGGGUCAUGGAGACGGUUCGGGAGGCCAAAGCCUUGCCGGUCAGACCCAUGGAAGGAGAGCCGGGCAAGCAUGUGGUGCUGGUGGUGAAGAAGGAUGUUUGA
Molecule: messenger RNA, 690 nt
Organism: Aspergillus tubingensis
Lineage: Eukaryota; Fungi; Ascomycota; Eurotiomycetes; Eurotiales; Aspergillaceae
Product: putative translation initiation factor IF3
Exons: 1
Coding region: 1-690 (229 amino acids)
Biological process (GO): mitochondrial translational initiation; ribosome disassembly
Cellular component (GO): mitochondrion
Molecular function (GO): ribosome binding; translation initiation factor activity
Source: RefSeq, a predicted model, not a curated record